CCCUUGUAGGGCCGCUUGUUUGGCUGCUGCCGUCACCUCAUGGCGACGCGGCUAGAAGAGGCAGCGCGGGGUAGAGGCGGCGGCGGCGCCGAAGAGGCUAUUGAGGCCGGACGGGGCGGACGGCGACGCAGCCCGCGGCAGAAGUUUGUGAUUGGCACAAUGGAAGAAGCUGGAAUGUGUGGGUUAGGGGUGAAGGCAGAUAUGAUACACAACUCUCAAUCAAAUGAUAUUCUUCAACAUCAAGACUCAAAUUGUGGUGGCACAAGUAACAAGCAUUCAUUGGAAGAGGAUGAAGGCAGUGAUUUUAUUACAAAGAACAGGAGUUUGAUGAGCCCAGCAUACUGCACGCAAGAGUCCAGAGAGGAAAUUCCUGGGCGAGAAGCUCGAAUAGAUCCUCCUGAUGGUCAGCAGGAUUCAGAAUGCAGCAGGAGCAAAGAGAAGACUUUAGGAAAAGAAGUUUUAUUAUUGAUGCAAGCCCUAAACACCCUUUCAACUCCAGAGGAGAAGCUGGCAGCUCUCUGUAAGAAAUACGCGGAUCUUCUGGAGGAAAGCAGAAAUGUUCAGAAGCAAAUGAAGAUUCUGCAGAAGAAACAAGCCCAAAUUGUGAAAGAGAAAGUUCACUUGCAGAGUGAGCACAGCAAGGCUAUAUUGGCAAGAAGCAAACUAGAGUCUCUUUGCCGGGAACUGCAGCGUCAUAAUAAGACAUUAAAGGAAGAAAAUAUGCAGCAGGCACGAGAGGAGGAAGAAAGACGUAAAGAAGCCACCGCACACUUCCAGAUCACAUUAAAUGAAAUCCAGGCGCAGCUGGAGCAACAUGACAUACACAACGCCAAGCUCCGCCAGGAAAACAUUGAGCUGGGAGAGAAGCUGAAGAAGCUCAUUGAACAGUACGCUCUGAGGGAGGAGCAUAUUGAUAAAGUGUUCAAACAUAAGGAAUUACAACAACAGCUUGUGGAUGCCAAGCUUCAGCAGACGACACAGCUAAUAAAAGAAGCUGAUGAAAAACAUCAAAGAGAGAGAGAAUUUUUAUUAAAAGAAGCAACAGAAUCGAGGCACAAAUAUGAACAAAUGAAACAGCAAGAAGUACAACUAAAACAGCAGCUUUCUCUUUAUAUGGAUAAGUUUGAAGAAUUCCAGACUACCAUGGCAAAAAGCAAUGAAUUGUUUACAACCUUCCGGCAGGAAAUGGAAAAGAUGACCAAGAAAAUUAAAAAACUGGAAAAAGAAACAAUAAUAUGGCGCACCAAAUGGGAAAACAAUAACAAAGCGCUUCUGCAAAUGGCUGAGGAGAAAACUGUCCGUGAUAAAGAGUACAAGGCCUUCCAGAUCAAACUGGACCGGUUAGAGAAGCUGUGCCGGGCGCUCCAGACGGAGCGGAACGAGCUCAACGAGAGGGUGGAGGUCUUGAAGGAGCAGGUCUCCGGGAGAGCUGCGGGCGAGGAUCCGGCGCUGCCCGCCACGCAGCCCUGCCCUGGCCCCGAGGCCCCCAAGGAGCUGAACACUGCUUCUAGAAGCGCCCCGGGGGGCCCCCUGGACGCCGUCCCCAGGCCCGCGAAGGAGAAACCGGCCGUGUCUGCAGGUGCCGCGCCGGGCAUCGAGUCUGUUGACUGAAAGGAAGUAUGAUCACUGUAUCGAGAGCUCUAUUUUGUGUAUAACUUUCUGUUAGUAGUAACUAUUGGUUUUGUGGUGAAAAUUUUCUUACUUUUUCUACCAUAUCUGUAUUUUCUUAGAACUACUGGACUUACGUGGUACAGGAGGCUGCUUAGCAGUUUUGAAUAGUUUUCCUCUAUACAUUUUCCUCAGCCGUGUUGCACAUCUGCCUCAUUUCCCUUCCAUGGAAUGCAUGUGACCAUCACCUUGUCCUAUUUUCCCUGUUCCUUGGACAGAAUUACUCAAAUUUCACUCGAGAUAGGGCCGAUCCUCACAAGGGAACUUUGUUCUGAUAAUGGUUCCCUGAUGUGAAAACAAUAUUGAUUCAAACAUCCCGCUCCUCCAUUCAUAUAACUCAAAAAAAAAAAAAAAGAUGAUUUAGUUUUAUCUAAUAGCCCACUUUAAUGCCAAGUAAAAAUAAACUAGGGUUGGGCCAGAAAUAAGCAUAGCAUCUUUGAUUCAAAUUAGCUUUUUGAUAAUAUUUAUAUCCAGUUGACAUGGCUGCAAGCCUUGAAUAC
Messenger RNA from Lontra canadensis (Northern American river otter), 2168 nucleotides. RefSeq names its product taxilin gamma (gene TXLNG). The record is from RefSeq and is a predicted model, not a curated record. Gene Ontology annotation, molecular function: syntaxin binding. The transcript has 10 exons. Gene Ontology annotation, biological process: regulation of cell cycle. NCBI's taxonomy places the organism in Eukaryota, Metazoa, Chordata, Mammalia, Carnivora, Mustelidae. Bases 40 to 1611 code for a protein of 523 amino acids.